Molecule: messenger RNA, 493 nt
Organism: Pseudovirgaria hyperparasitica
Lineage: Eukaryota; Fungi; Ascomycota; Dothideomycetes; Acrospermales; Acrospermaceae
Exons: 1
Coding region: 40-228 (62 amino acids)
Source: RefSeq, a predicted model, not a curated record
ACCAGGUCGUCCGCCGACUCUUCCAAUCCCAUCCCCAAAAUGCCCUCGCCCAAGGACUCCAAAGCCGUACCUGGAAAGAUCGAAGGUACGUUCGUUCCUUGUUGCACUCCCAUCGUCAUCAACACUGCUUGUGAAUUGCUUCAUCACACCUCCUCAUUCACUCUGCUACUUGUCGCUGCCAUUCGAGUCACCACUGUGCUGGUGCCAGCCGUCGUCGCUGUUCAUUAGCGCUCCGCUCAUUGCCAUGGCAUGGCGUUGCGACAUACACUCAACACCACUAUUCAUUUCUACUAAUCAUGCCUGAUGCAAGUCGUUCACGGGAACACGUUACUAACGCUGCUUCUCUUUCAGACCCAAGCCAGGAUAGAAGUAGUGACGACGCGAAGCCUACGACAAACGGUACAAAUGCGCAGCCAUUGGCGCCUCCACCAAAACCAACGCAAACUACGUCGACUGAUACCCCAGACUACUUCAGCUCAAAUCACAACUCUUC